Molecule: messenger RNA, 5076 nt
Organism: Ixodes scapularis (black-legged tick)
Lineage: Eukaryota; Metazoa; Arthropoda; Arachnida; Ixodida; Ixodidae
Product: putative polypeptide N-acetylgalactosaminyltransferase 10
Exons: 10
Coding region: 451-2313 (620 amino acids)
Cellular component (GO): Golgi apparatus
Source: RefSeq, a predicted model, not a curated record
ACAAAGACACGUGCAGGAAAGCCAACCUCGCCGCAAACUGAGCAAGGCAGUGCCAAGGCGCCGGCAGCGGAUCGUUUCGGUGUGUGUUUGUCGGCGGAUGAGCCAGGCCAAAGCAGCCGCUUGCGGCAGUCGAACCUUCACGCCUUCGCUCGUGCUGCUCGCGUGUUCGCCAGAUGUUAGUCGACGCGUGCGAAUCACGCAGUGUUGUGCCUCUGAUCGGCUGCUGUAGCCUUCUCGAUGGAGCUGUCAGAUUGAGUGUGUGUGUUUGAAACGUGCAACGAUCAAAGCACCCACGCCGACGUCGCUCUUCAAAGGAUUUCUUUUGCCACUUCGCCCCACUUCGAGCUCAGAGAGGAGCUGAGCCCCGGGGGGUCUCCUUGGAACGACGGUGAUGGCCUCUUGACAGCGGACGACUUCUAGUCCUCGGUCUCCGUGGACCGAGAGUCCGCCAUGCGGCGCAACACCAAGAAGCUGCUGAAGCUGGUGACGACGGCGCUGCUCGUGGUGCUGUGCACGUCGCUGCUCUUUCGGACAUUCGUGAGCUACCAGAUGCUGGACUACGUGCCCGGAGGGUCCUUCCUGCCCAGGGCGCCCAGGGACGCCGCCAACGACGUCGCCGCGCCGCGGGUUUUUUCCAAACCUGCCGCUGCCACUGGUGACAAAGCCUCGGAACUUAAGGCAGUAGCGAAGCCCUCUAGCGACGCCGGGGGUUCCACGGAGAAGGACCGCGACUGGCACAACUAUCCGCAGAUGCAGAAGGAGGCCUCGGCCAAGGGUCCCGGGGAGCAGGGCUUAGCCUUCUUCCUGCCCGCGGGUCUGGAGCAGAAGAAGGAGCAGCUGUACAAGGUGAACGGCUUCAACGCCCUCGCCAGCGACUUCAUCUCCCUCAACCGAUCGCUGCCCGACAUCCGCCACCCCGGGUGCCGAAAGAAGCGCUACGUGAAGGAGCUGCCCACGGCCAGCGUGGUGGUGCCCUUCCACAACGAGCACUGGACGACGCUGCUGAGGACGGCCACCAGCGUGCUGAACAGGUCUCCGCCGGGACUCAUCAAGGAGAUCAUCCUCGCCGACGACUUCAGCAACAAAGACCAGCUGAAGAAGCCCCUAGAAGACUACAUCGCGAAGCACUUCACCAACGUGCACGUGGUGCGGGCCACGAAGCGCGAGGGCCUGAUCCGCGCCCGGCUGAUGGGUGCCCGGCAGGCGACGGGCGACGUGCUCAUCUUCCUCGACUCGCACACGGAGGCCAACACCAACUGGCUGCCGCCGCUCCUGGAGCCUAUCGCCAAGGACUACCGGACCGUGGUGUGCCCGUUCAUCGACGUCAUCGACUACGAGACGUUCGCCUACAGGGCGCAGGACGAAGGAGCCAGGGGCUCCUUCGACUGGGAGCUGUACUACAAGCGGCUGCCGCUGCUCCCCGAUGAUCUGGCCAAGCCGACCGAGCCUUUCAAGAGCCCCGUGAUGGCCGGCGGGUUGUUCGCCAUCAGCCGCAAGUACUUCUGGGAGCUGGGCGGCUACGACGAGGGCCUUGACGUGUGGGGCGGCGAGCAGUACGAGCUCUCCUUCAAGAUCUGGCAGUGCGGAGGCACCAUGGUGGACGCGCCCUGCUCGCGGGUGGGGCACAUCUACCGCAAGUUCGCGCCCUUCCCCAACCCGGGCAUCGGGGACUUCGUGGGACGCAACUACCGGCGGGUCGCCGAGGUGUGGAUGGACGAGUACAAGGAGCACCUGUACCACCGGCGACCCCACUACCGCCACCUGGACCCGGGAGACCUGACGGCCCAGAAGGCGCUCCGCAAGCGCCUCAACUGCAAGUCCUUCAAGUGGUUCAUGGAGCAGGUGGCCUUCGACCAGCCCUCCAAGUACCCCGCAGUCGAGCCGCCGGACUACGCCUGGGGGGAGGUUCGGAACGAGGAGAGCGGGCUGUGCAUCGAUACGCAGUUCAAGGGCCAGAACGAGCGGUUCUCGCUGGCGCCCUGCCUCAAGGACCAGCGGGGCCGGUCCGGGGAACAGCAGCUCGUGCUCACCUGGCACAAGGACGUGCGGCCGGCCAAGCGCAGUGUCUGCUUCGACGUGUCCAGCUCGGACGUCCACGCGCCCGUCAUGCUCUGGAGCUGCCACGGCAUGCACGGCAACCAGCUGUGGAAGUACGACACGGUGACGAAGCAUUUGUUCCAUCCAAUCACCGCCAACUGCCUGGACUGUGACGCGAAAAGUCACGAAGUCUUCAUGAGUAUAUGUGAUAGUGACGUCCGCACGCAGCGAUGGCUUUUCGAACACGUCAACGAAACAGCCCUGGCCAACUGGUGAUCCGUCGUACCCCCACUGGAAAAUCAGCGAUGUGUGACAUAAUGACGGUCCAUCCUUGGCUUUCGAACUGAAAGCAAACCAAGCCGGGUUCUUCAGCAAGGAUGGCGGGACGGUGCUUUUGAGAGAGAGAAAAAAAAACGCACCCAUGUGUUCUAUAAGGCAUUCCGGGGAUGUCCCAACGGUGUUUCGAGGGUCGUCCAGGAUUUCCCCAAGUGGAUUUGGAGAACGUCCCGAAUACUUAUUGAAGUCCAAGUUACUUCUGGAUGCUGUCGGGAGUUUCGCGAGGGAGUUAUUCCAGUUCCAUUCGCGGGAUGUGUCGGAAAUACGUCGACGAUAGCAGUAAGACGGCGUUGUCUUCGCGCAAUGUGAUUCUGUGGUCUGCACUGCUGGGAACUUCAUGUGUGUCAAAAUGUGUGUCUACUCUUCCAAUUGACUAAGACGGCCGAUGCGUCGAGACAGUUUUCGCCUUCGCGGCUGGACAAGUGCGCGCUCUUUUACGCGUGUGAAGUUUAUAAGUGGCCGUGCUUGUGGGCCAGGUAUGUGAGCAUUCCUACAGCAGUAUCUCGCAGAAAGUGCGUAACGGUUUGUGAGACGCUUAAAUACGCUUCUCGUGAGUAACUAAUGCCACUGGUACGUUGUGGGACGUCUCGCUUGAACCGCCAAAAGAUCUCGAGACGGAACAGAACUACAAGAAAACUCGUCGCGUGCCAAGUCCACGACUCUUUGCUUCACUUGCGCGCCCGACCCAAAACUACGAUCGGUAUUUCAGUAACCCGAGACGAACUUCGAACUUUUUUUUCGAUCUUUUUCUCUUUCUUUCUUUCUCUCUCUCUUUGUCUGUGACUUUUUUUUCAAGUGACUACAACUUCGAACAUGCUGAAGUCCGCCGUUCAGCCAUCCAACGUUAAUCAUGAUCGAUGGCCACUCCACGGAUGAGCCGAAACUUUCUUCGAACUUUUCAAGCCAUCCGUCUCUCGGAAAACGUUUUCUUCUGCUUUUAAGGCGCACUCAUCGUAAGAGCAGUAAAACAUUCGAAAGGGGCAAGGUCUAGUCCGUUACGAAGACCCCUUGUGCCUGGUAUACCUGGUAUGCCUGCGCCUGGUAUGCCAGUGACUGGUAAGCUAGGGCCUGGUAUGUCUGUGCCUGGUAUACUGGUGCCUGGUGUGCCUGGGCUUGGUAUACAUGUCGAGGUAUGCCUUUUAGGUAUGCUUGUUCCUGGCAUGCCUGUCCCCAGUAUUCAUGUCCCUGGUAUGCCGCUUCACCGCCCAUCGUUGGGACUGAAUCUGCUGUGCAUCCCAUUCACACCAUGCGCAGCAAUCCAUACCUUUGUUUUUUUCUCUCUAAAUUUGUUUUUCUUCGAAACUUUGGGUCCGUGCCUUUCGGUUUUAGUCACGAAGCUCAAAUGCCUUGGUGCUUUUUGAAGUGUUGGUUGUGUCUUUAUAUAUAUAUAAACAAAUACGGGGCGUACGAGAGCUGAACUUCGAUCGUUUGUGUUUGUUGUGAAUGAAGAGAUGUGCGACUGGAAGGUUAUGAGGACUAGGUUCCUCGUUAGGGUUAGCGUUUUGGCCAAAAUUGAUUGUAAACUGCGUCGUUCUAAUGAAGAGUGCGGCCGAUGCUACGAGCCAUUCAGGGGAGAUUAAAGAUGAGUCAUCUUUAGCCUGACCCGGCAUGCAGCUUUGGUGGUACAUGAACGCUCUAAGUCAAGUUAAUUGUUCUGCUUUUGCAUAAACCCGGGUCAGUUUAUCAAACAAUGCACACCUUAACUUCCUAGAACCUGCAUGCUUGUCAAGUCGACCAUUGUCGCGUCCAAUUGGCUCACAAAGAAAACUACCUAGCGUACUCUAAAGUGUAGAUAACGAACCUAUAAACAAGGACAGAGAUAUUAAUGUUUAAAAUAUCAGCUGUCUUAAUCUUUGUCUUAAUUUGCUUUUACUACCAACGUGAUCCUGUAAAUCCUUUAAUAAGUUUUUUUUUUAAUAUUAUAGUUACGAAAUGCUUAAGAAACGCAGGGCAUGGUGAGUCCCUAUCAUCGGAUGGAUGGAUGGAUGGAUGCUAACGGCUGUACCUUUUAUAACGGGCGGUAGCUUGCGCCACCUAGCCUAUUAUCUUUUCGCGACAAAUCAGAUUGUGGCAAUGGACAGUACGAAUGCUGGAGAACGAACCAGGAACCAAGAAGCGAGAAGGUAGUAAAUAAACCACGCCCUGCGUUCCUUAACAUGUCACUGACUAUAGUAAAAAUGUUCUGUAAUUUAAAGAUGCUUUCAGCGAAGGUGUUCCUUUGCUUCUCAUUCGGCUGGGACUGUGAUACGUUUGGGAAGUGAUUUCGUCGCACCGUAGGCCAUCGUUUUCCUCGCGCUCUUUAUUUUUUAUGUCUUUGUUUUAUUUUUUGAUCUUAGAACAGAUUGCUUUCCUUAAAAGAGUUGCGAUUGUGUACAUGUGUGUGCUUGUGGUACUUCACGUGCUGGUACAGGGUGCGUAGUACUUUCACUUGAUCUUGUUACAAGAACCAUUCCGAUCUUUCACUGACAAUUUAAGUGUUCUUGGUGAACGUGCCCUUUCCUUCUUGCUACUCCGUCGAAACUCAAAAUACCGACGUGACUGAGACUUGUGCUCGAAAGUGCUCUUCGACAAGGAUAAACAAAGCAAAAAAUAAAAUGACACGUCGUUAUUUUUGAUGGAGAGCUAGAAGGCGUUUCUUUAGAUGGGGAACGAGUAUGGUCUGACGAAAAGAACUUCGAAAAUAAAAGUUGUUUUCUUUUUGUU